Molecule: messenger RNA, 750 nt
Organism: Sinocyclocheilus grahami
Lineage: Eukaryota; Metazoa; Chordata; Actinopteri; Cypriniformes; Cyprinidae
Product: parvalbumin, thymic CPV3-like
Exons: 3
Coding region: 199-504 (101 amino acids)
Cellular component (GO): cytoplasm
Molecular function (GO): calcium ion binding
Source: RefSeq, a predicted model, not a curated record
CCGAAACGUCUUGUCGUUUGUUUUGAUGUAGUCCAGUGGGCUCAAAUAAAGAGCUUGUUUAAAGACACUUGUCUCUCCUCUAUCGGCAUGUUUGUGCCUCAUCAGCAGAUUAGGAAUUGAAGCCGUGAAUGCAUUUAUGUGACAUCUUUGUGAACAUCUGACUUCAGCUGCUCCUUAAAUGGCACUGUCAGAUGUACCAUGUCUUUUAAUCGGUUGUUCCGUGGUCUUCUUCCAGCUCCUGACUCCUUCACCCCCAAAAAGUUCUUCCAGCUGUGUGGUCUGACAAAGAAAAGCCCUCAGGAAGUGAAGAAUGUCUUUAACAUCUUGGACAACGACGCCAGCGGAUUCAUCGAGGAGGAAGAGCUCAAGUUUUUCUUGCAGCGGUUCUCAGCUGGUGCUCGUGUGCUGACCGACAAAGAGACAAAGGCUUUCCUAUCAGCAGCUGACGAUGACAGCGAUGGCAAGAUUGGAGUGGAUGAGUUCCAGGCGAUGGUUCUGUCCUGAAUGAUCGGUACACAGCUCUCCCCUCUCUUGUACUCAGAUUUCAUUUCAAUUCAGCAGUCCCGCCACUCGAUACACAGGUUUUUUUGCUCCCGGGGACCCCCUGGUCAAUAGAGUCCACACAAGGCAGACGCAUAAAGUUUUUAUUUGAUUUUUGAAUAUGUAGAGGGGCGCACAUGGGCACUGACCAAAUGUAAAACUACCUGAAAAUUAUUACUGAAGUGAAUAAAUAAAUGGCUCAAAAUAUUU